This is a messenger RNA of Orcinus orca (killer whale), 11067 nucleotides long. It is a transcript of the gene WNK3, whose product is annotated as WNK lysine deficient protein kinase 3. Gene Ontology annotation, molecular function: chloride channel inhibitor activity; potassium channel inhibitor activity; protein serine/threonine kinase activity. NCBI's taxonomy places the organism in Eukaryota, Metazoa, Chordata, Mammalia, Artiodactyla, Delphinidae. Gene Ontology annotation, biological process: protein phosphorylation; positive regulation of potassium ion import across plasma membrane; intracellular signal transduction. Gene Ontology annotation, cellular component: cytoplasm; cytosol. The record is from RefSeq and is a predicted model, not a curated record. Bases 402 to 5606 code for a protein of 1734 amino acids. The transcript is spliced from 23 exons.
GAGCGCGAGCUUGCGAUCGUACCCCACUCCCCUAACCCCGCCCGCUCUUUACCUACCGGCCGUAGCUGGCCGGGUGGGCUCGCGCGGAGACGCUCGCGCGCGCACGCGCACACGACGCGGAGCGGAGCGCGAGACAUCGAGGAGGGGAGUAAGCGGCAUCAGAGGAGGCGGUUUGUGUAUCUGUGUGUUCUACGGUGUAGCUAGCCGAGGGGCGAGCGGAGGCUUGAAGAAGGGCGAGGGAGAACCGAAAAGAGAGUCACCCUCCGCGAGAGCCUCUAAUCUGGUUGCUAUGGAAACAUAUGACCACAUAAAAGGAAGUCUAUUCUGAUAAUUCUGUUACCUGAGAUGCAACUGGACUGAAGAGUGGAACAGGAAAAAUUUUAGUGCCAACCUUAAUUACAAUGGAUACUGAUUCAGGAGGGCCAGCUAGCACAGAAGAUUCUGAGAAACCUGAUGGAGUUUCAUUGGAAAACAGAGUUCGUCAGGUUGCAGCAACUUUGACCGUGGAAGCUAGACUAAAGGAGAAAAACAGUACCUUCUGUGCUUCUGGAGAAACUAUAGAAAGGAAAAGAUUCUUUCGAAAGAGUGUUGAGAUGACAGAAGAUGGCAAAGUUGCUGAAUCUUCCUCCAAAGAUGAGAGAAUAAAGACUGCAACAAAUAUUCCAAGAGUAGAAAAGCUUCCUACAAAUGUGCUAAGAGGCAGACAAGAAGUUAAAUAUGAGCAGUGUUCAAAGGGAAUGUCAGAAUCCUCAAAAGAUUGUUUCAAGGAGAAAAAUGAAAAGGAAAUGGAAGAAGAAGCAGAAAUGAAGGCUGUAGCUACUUCUCCUAGUGGCAGGUUCCUGAAAUUUGACAUAGAGCUGGGAAGAGGAGCAUUUAAAACAGUAUAUAAAGGACUGGACACUGAAACAUGGGUUGAAGUUGCUUGGUGUGAGCUGCAGGACCGGAAAUUAACCAAAGCUGAGCAGCAAAGGUUCAAGGAAGAAGCAGAGAUGUUAAAGGGUCUCCAGCAUCCCAAUAUAGUUCGAUUCUAUGAUUCCUGGGAGUCUAUACUAAAAGGAAAGAAAUGUAUUGUAUUAGUGACUGAACUUAUGACAUCAGGAACCUUAAAGACGUACUUAAAACGAUUUAAAGUCAUGAAACCAAAGGUCUUAAGGAGCUGGUGCAGGCAAAUUUUAAAGGGGUUGCAGUUCUUGCACACUAGGACUCCUCCUAUUAUUCACCGGGAUCUGAAGUGUGACAAUAUUUUCAUCACGGGACCCACUGGAUCUGUGAAGAUUGGUGAUCUAGGACUAGCCACCUUAAUGCGCACAUCAUUUGCUAAAAGUGUCAUUGGCACUCCUGAGUUUAUGGCCCCAGAGAUGUAUGAAGAGCACUACGAUGAAUCUGUGGACGUCUAUGCUUUUGGAAUGUGUAUGCUAGAAAUGGCUACUUCGGAGUACCCUUAUUCUGAGUGCCAGAAUGCAGCUCAAAUAUACCGUAAAGUAACUAGUGGUAUAAAACCAGCCAGUUUCAAUAAAGUCACUGAUCCUGAAGUGAAAGAAAUCAUCGAGGGAUGUAUUCGUCAAAAUAAAUCUGAAAGGUUGUCUGUCAGGGACCUACUAAACCACGCAUUUUUUGCUGAAGAUACAGGGCUAAGGGUGGAGUUAGCGGAGGAAGAUGAUUGCUCAAAUUCAUCUCUGGCUUUAAGGCUCUGGGUUGAAGACCCUAAAAAAUUGAAAGGCAAGCAUAAAGACAAUGAAGCUAUUGAAUUCAGUUUCAAUUUAGAAACAGAUACACCUGAGGAAGUAGCAUAUGAAAUGGUCAAGUCAGGAUUCUUCCAUGAAAGUGAUUCCAAAGCUGUUGCUAAGUCCAUUAGAGACCGGGUGGCCCUGAUAAAGAAGACAAGGGAGAAGAAGCCAGCUGGCUGUUUGGAAGAACGCAGAGACUCCCAGUGCAAGUCUGUGGGGAAUGUACUCCCUCAGCCCCAAAAUACAGCUUUGCCCCCUCCUCCUGCUCAGCACAGCGGGGCUGAAUGUGAAGAAACUGAAGUUGAUCAACAUGUGCGACAACAGCUUCUGCAAAGAAAACCACAAUGGCAUUGCUCCUCUGUUACAAGUGACAGUUUGUCUGAGGCAGGAGCUGGAUCAGUUAUACAUUCAGAAACUUCAAAUCAGCCCAGUAUAGCCUACUCCUCAGACCAGAUGAUGGGCUCUCAAAUGGUUUCUAACAACCCACAGGCUGAAAUAAAUGUUCCAGGGAAAAUUUAUCCAUCCCAGCAGCUAGUGGGACAUCACCAGCAGAUUUCAGGGUUGCAGAAGCAGCCAAAGCUGACUCAGCCCCAAAUUUUGCCUUUGCUUCAAGGUCAGUCCACUGUUCUGCCUGUACAUGUCCUUGGACCUCCGCUUGUCUCACAACUCCAGUUUUUGCCAUUAAGUGUCCCAAAGGUCUCACAGGUAAAGCCUGUAUCCCAAGCAGUUGGAGCUGAACAAACAGCAACUCUUCUAAAACCGGAUUUAGUUCGAAGUUUGAAUAAUGAUGUGGCAGCUGUGAAGGAAAACACCAAUACCCCUGAUAACCCAAGUGGAAAUGGCAAACAAGAUCGGAUCAAACAAAGAAGAGCUUCCUGUCCUCGAUCAGAGAAGGGGACUAAAUUUCAGCUUACUGUCCUUCAGGUGUCAAUCUCUGGAGACAACAUGGUGGAGUGUCAACUGGAGACACACAAUAACAAGAUGGUCACCUUCAAGUUUGAUGUUGAUGGUGAUGCACCAGAGGAUAUUGCAGACUAUAUGGUUGAAGAUAACUUUGUCCUGGAAAGUGAAAAAGAAAAAUUUGUAGAAGAAUUGAGGGCUAUCGUAGGUCAAGCCCAGGAGAUCCUUCAUGUCCACUCUGCUGCAGAAAGAGCCAUUGGAGUUGACUCUAUUACUAUGGAAUCCAGCAGUAGCCAAACAGGAUCAUCUGAACAAGUACAGAUAAAUUCUGCAUCCACUCAAACCAGCAAUGAAUCUGCUCCUCAGUCAUCCCCAGUUGGUCGAUGGCGAUUUUGUAUCAAUCAGACAAUAAGAAACCGUGAUGCUCAAUCUCCUUCUUCUCUUCAGCAGUCCAUGUCUACAGUUCCUGGGCUAAAUCUGCUUUCUAGUCCAAGAAACAUAAGUAAUAAGGAAAUAUCACAGGACACGCUGCUCACUCUAGAAAAUAAUCCAUGCCAGCGUGCACUUUACACCUCCACAUCAGAACACAAGGAUGUAGUUGAUGGUAAGAUUUCUGAAUAUGCCAGUGUAGAAACUAAGCAGCCAGCUAUACUUUAUCAAGUGGAAGAUGACAAGCAGAUAAUGGCACCAGUUGCUAGUAGUUCCAGUCUUGAAUGUGAGGGACUCACCAGCCAAGCAGGCAUAUUCCUACCUGUGUAUCCAGGUCACCAAGCUGCCAGUCAGGCAGCUCCUGGUGAGUCAACUCAGAUUGCUCCUAACUCUCUUACAACUCCGGCAUUUAUGUCUGAUCAAAAGCCUCAGUCCUUACCGGUGCAGCAGCCAACUAUGGAUGCAGAGUUUAUUUCCCAAGAAGGAGAAACCGCAGUGAUCGUGGAAGCAAGUUCUCCUAAGAUGGUCAUUCCCACUCAGACCCCUGGCCUUGAACCAACUAGCCUGCUGUCCUCUACGGUCCUGGAAUCAGACGGGGAAGGACCUCCAAAAAUGGAGUUUGCAGACAACCGAAUUAAAACUCUGGAUGAAAAAUUAAGAAAUUUGCUCUAUCAGGAGCAUAGCAUAUCUAGCAUCUAUCCUGAGAGUCAGAAGGAUACCCAAAGCAUAGAUUCUCCGUUUUCUUCCUCUGCUGAAGACACAGUCUCAUGUCCAGUGCCAGAAGUCAUAGGCAUCAGUCACUGUGGAAUUCAAGAUAGUCCUGCACAGUCCCCUAAUUUUCAGCAGACAGGCUCUAAGAUUCUGUCCAAUGUGACUGUGAGUCAGCCUGCAAACAUAUCAGUGUUCAAAAGGGACCUGAAUGUGAUAACUUCUAUACCCAGCGAAUUAUGUUUACAUGAGAUGUCCCCAGAUGCUUCACUUCCAGGGGAUCCAGAGGCCUAUCCUGCUGCUGUGUCAAGCGGUGGAGCCAUUCAUCUGCAGACAGGAGUGGAUACAGAAGAUACGAGAUCACCAGUUGCUCCUGACCCCAUUCCUCUGACAGGAGAGUCCACAGCUGAUGCUAGGGCUUUCAGUAGAUGUAAAGCAAUGAGUGGAUCAUUUCAGCGGGGUCGGUUCCAGGUGAUUACAGUUCCUCAGCAGCAGUCAGUGAAAGUGACAUCUUCUGGAAUAGAACACAUACCAGCAUUCAAUAAAAUGACAAGCCAGCCUAGUGAAGAAGCUUUAGCCUUUACUAAAACAGCAAAGUCUCAAUUGGUAGAAAUGGAACCUGCCACACACAAUCUGCAACCUUCACUUUCUUCUCAGAAGUUACAAGCUCUUCAGGAAACCUUAAAAGAAGAUAAAAGAAUUCCCAAACAAGCUGACAACUUCUCAUCUUUCAGUAUGGCUUGUGAGACUGUUGUAUCUUUGAUGACUCCAGAAAAGGCAUUGGAAGAAAAUUCAGCCACAGGAAGUAGCAUGCAGUCUGGAUCUGAACUGUUGUUUAAAGAGAGAGAGAUACUUACUGCUGGGAUGCAGCCUACCUCUAAUAGUGAAUUUUCAGCCACUCUUGGUGGCAGAGGGAAAUCAGUGGCAAAGAGUGGUCCAGAGAGAGUAAAGUGCUUACCACUCCGUGAAGAAAAAGCCUAUGUUCAAACACAGAGCUCACUCUUCUAUUCACCGUCUUCCCCAAUGAGCAGUGAUGAUGAGUCAGAAGUAGAGGAUGAGGACUUAAAGGUGGAGCUUCAAAGAUUACGAGAAAAACACAUUCAGGAGGUGGUAAAUCUUCAAACCCAGCAGAAUAAGGAGUUACAGGAGCUCUAUGAACGCCUUCGGGCAAUUAAAGAUGGCAAAGUCCAAUCAUCAGAGAUUCCUCUACCACCUGCAUCACCACGUAGACCAAGAUCUUUUAAAAGCAAACUUCGAAGCCGUCCCCAGUCCUUGACACAUGUGGACAGUGGCACAGUUGUAACAGAUCCACUGUGUGCGGCGGAAAGUAGUGCAGCAUCAUGCCAGCAAUCUCCAGCUAGUAAAAAAGGGAUGUUCACAGAUGACUUACACAAACUGGUGGAUGACUGGACAAAGGAAACAGUAGGAAAUUCUCUUAUUAAGCCAAGUUUAAACCAACUUAAACAGAGUCAACAGAAACUAGAAACAGACAACUGGAACAAAGUAUAUGAAAAUACUCCAUCUACUAUGGGCUACACAUCAACAUGGAUUUCUUCUCUGUCCCAAAUCCGUGGAGCUGUCCCAGCCUCCUUGCCACAAGGACUCUCACGCCCUUCAUUUCCUGGGCCAUUAUCAUCAUAUGGAAUACCCCAUGUUUGUCAAUAUAAUGCUGUGGGGGGGCCAGGGUAUCCGGUACAGUGGGUAGGAAUUUCAGGAACACCACAACAGUCUGUAGUAAUUCCUACCCAAUCUGGGGGACUGUUCCAGCCGGGGAUGAAUUUGCAGGCAUUUCCAGCUUCAUCAGUUCAGAAUCCAUCCGCGAUCCCUCCUGGUCCCAAGUGAAUCAGAGUAGAAGAUGAAGAAAAAGGAAAUGUUUUUCAGAAAUAUUUCCAGGACACCUAAGAUAAUAAACUUUCUUCUUCUUGGGUUCUGCCAUAUUUUCCCUCGUUUUGAGUUUACUUUCCACUAUAUAUUUUUUUCCAAUGUAGUAUUUGAUAUAGCUCAUCAUCCUGUAGAACUGUGCAGUUUGUACAUAGAACACUGCACACAGAAAUGUUUUUUCACUUCAAAUCCUAUCCUCUUUGAUACUUGAUUUUUUAAAAAUACUGUUCAGAAUGCUUUAAUAAGCUCAGCUUGAGCAUUUCCAUUUCCAGGACACUUUCCAUUAUUGCUGCUCUCUGCAGCUGGAUGAUACUUUUCUUUAAAAGGUAUAAAAACUAUUUAUAUUCCCCUAACAUGGGCAAAGUGAGACCCUCCAACAGCUGGAGUCUUAUGGGAUUCUUCACGUUUAUCUUAGGUUUACCUUUCGCAGAAGGCAGGGUAACUUGCUGCAGGAAAUGUUUUGGUAUACAAAAUUAGAAUAACUUUGUCAACCAAUAUAGAACAUGAGCCCUUUUUAAUGUGAUUUUCUUCCCGUCGUCACAGCAGUAGGAGUGAAGCCUUGUUUUAGGUGAGGCGGAGAGAAAGGAAAAAACAGAACUGUAACAGUUCCUUGAUUCUGCAGAUACUGUAGCUGCUUUAGGAUUUCCAUAGUAAUUCAAAGCAGCUAUCUCUGUUUCUCAUGUGCACACUACAUUGUUUUUGAGCAUCUGAGAGGCAUUGGUUUGGCUUGCAUUCUUUUGCAAGGGAUGUAUUGCAGCUGAUGUGAAUCUCAUUUGGGGGGAAUCUUAGUGUUCCUAACAAAAAGGAUUCAAGUUACACCUCUAUUAGUCCAUUCUUCUGAAGUGAAAUUUACUUGACACAGUAGGUUUUGUAGGUUUUGAGACUUACACAUGAAACACUGGCUUUACAGGGUUCUAAGAGAUGUGGGGUAUACAUUGUCCUGCAGUAGAUAGUAGACCCUCAAACGAUACUAUUUAAGUUGCCCUUAGCUUUUUUUUUUUUGGAUUACCUUUUUUUCAGUUGUUAUAGUUUCCUUGUUAGUAUCUAGCAUCUUAGAUGAUUUUAGAUCUCAGAUGAUUUUGGCAGCCUCUUUAGAAUCUGAGAGAGAUCACUGUCAAGUUGCACUUUACUGGGUUUUAUCCAGUUUUAGGAGGAGGGGAGGCAAUGUCAAAAUAUACACUUUUAGUUUUCAAGAAGGUUAACUGUAAUAAUCUUAAAAGGCUGGUCACAGAGUUACCUAAUGCUCAGUCUGUGAAACCCAAAUAGAAUUCUAAAAUGGUAUUUAUCGACUACCACAUAUAAAGAUGUUUAAAAUACUUAGUUUUCGCUCUGAAGAUUUCAAGGUCAUUUCUAGUACACAUUUACGUAAUAACAAGUUGUCUACUGGUCAACAUUCCAGAUGAUCACCCAACAUUUCUGUUGACAGAUUUUCCUCCAUAUUCCUCUAAAAAUUUUACCCCGUGAUCUUGCCAGGUAAUGAGGAAAACUUAAUGGGUGUACCUUUUUUUGCACAGUCUACUUUGUGACAUGCAGUACACUUUUUCAAAAAAAACAAAUGUAUCUUAUGUUACUUACCUGAGGAUCACACUCAGCAUCAUGAAGAUUCUGUUGCUAUCAUUUGGGGGCAUCCAGGGCAGCAUUUUGAGAAUUGCUGUUGAUAAGAGCCACAGUUUUCUUUUAAUAAAACAUAUUCUGGUUUGGAUGAAUCUUUCUAAAUCUUAUGUACAGAUUCUUCAAAUUUCUUCUACAGUAUUGGUUUGCAAGUUGAAGUGGUUUUAGGACAUUAGUGUAAUGCAAAUUCUUGCAUUGCAAUUUUCCAUGUGUACAAAAACAAUGUGCCUAAAAUCCGUAAUUCUUUAAAACUGCUUGUGUUUCAUUAUUAGAGUCAGCUUUGUGUGAUUACAUUGAGACUUACAACCUAUAAAGUGAAAAUACUGCAGGUUUUAUGAUCCCUUCUUCUCGAGUUGCAAUCCUUUUAAACAGUGUACCCCAGGAUGAAAAAAGCUCCAUGGAUGACAUGCACAAUUACAUUUAUUAAUGGCUGCUCUACAUCAAAUGUCCCACAUUUUGCCACCACCUCUGUUUUAUGUAUAAUUCAUCAUUCUUUUGCCUGCAGAAUUUUGCAGUGCCUUGUAAUAUUUAGAAUCUUUUCAGAUUUUUUGCUGGAAAGAAAAGUAGUCUUCUAAAGUUUGAAGAUGGUGAGUAGUGUACUGCUGUCUCCAUGCUGACUGCAGUAGUUGGGUUAACAUAUGUAUACAUGAUGUAUAUGUAACAUGUAUAAGUUUAAAAAUACAGAAAAAAGUGAGUUUGUGCAGAAAUGAAGAAAACAGUGUUAUUCACAUCACUGUGUGUUUUUAAGUUAUUUUUUUCCCAUUACUUAAAUAUUUGAUUCCAAUUACAGUCACUUUGACUGUAAAUAUUAGCUAGUUUUCUAUCUAGGGGUUUUGCAUUAUUUCAUAAUUUUGCUAAAUCAUAUGAUAGUGCUGUUUUCAUCCUUGCUGAGGUACUUCCCCCCCCCCCCAGAAAUAAUUAACUCUUGAGGUAAAGCUCAGAAAUUCCCUUCUUACUUAACAAAGAGCCUACUAUGUAACAAGGGCCUUCUUCCCAUUUCCAACACACACACACAAACCUGUCCUUUCCAUUUUCCUUCUUGUAGAAAAAAAAAGGUUAUACUAAACCAUCCCACUUGUAAAGUUUAUUUGGGGGUAGUCUGUGUGUCCAACCACCAUGUUUACUUCUCAAAGUGCAAGUCUGAUGAAUAGUACUGUAUCUCCAUAUGUGGCAAUGUGAGCAUUUCAUCAUGAAUUACCUGCUGCUAUGUUUGUGAAGUUGGGUGUAACAUCAUAAGAAUAUGAAACCAGUAUUGGUGUAAAUCUAAUGAAAAUAACCCUAUGUAUAUUUGUAGCAGUCUUGAAUCUCUAAGGCAAUUUGCUGUAGUAUAACAAAUAUCCAUUUCGUUUUUCAUAUUUUUCUUGCCAGUUUUAUAUCAAGCAUGAAUUCUAAUGGUUUGACAGCAAAAUUAUCUGUGAAAGUUUAAAAGGCACUUUUCUGCUGUGAUUUUUGGAUUGAGUGUGGAGUGUUAUGUACAGUAUGAUGGGAUGUAUCAUUUUAGAACCGCAGAUUUAAUUCUACUCCAAUUACAUUUGUUUAUCUACCUCUUUUUCAGUGCUGUUUUGGGGUACACAUGUAAACACUGCCUGUGAAACUUGCUUUUUUGCCUUGAUUCUCAGUAUUCUUUCAGGUUAUAAAUCUGGCCUGCUAACUAUGAGUUUGAAAUGAGAAGGACCAUCACUCUGGUACCAAUCUAUGUUUAAGUGACGAGAGCCACAUGCUUCUGUGAAAUAAGCUUUGGGGAUUUAGGGAUGGAGAACAGAGAAAUAAAUCCAGCUGGUGGCAAUAUAGGACUUAGUUGUAGAAGUUAGUUGCAAAAUAAACAAAUGAUAAGAAAGUACCUAAAUUAGACAAUCUGGUGCCUGUAACUUCGUAUCUUUUUUUUUGCGGUACGCAGGCCUCUUGCUGCUGUGGCCUCUCCUGUUGCGGAGCACAGGCUCAGGACGCGCAGGCUCAGCGGCCAUGGCUCACGGGCUCAGCCGCUCCGCAGCACGUGGAGUCCUGACUGGGGCACAAACCCGCCUCCCCUGCAUCGGUAGGCGGACUUUCAACCACUGCGCCACCAGGGAAGCCCUGUAACUUCGUAUCUUUUAUUAGAGAUGCGUUUCUUGUCUGUGUGCCUAAAGGGCUAUGGGUUGAAACUGCUUUAACUAUCACAAUGAAAUAUUUGACAAAUAUUACAGCAGUGGCCCAUCAUUCAGCAUAUUAGCAUACUGCUAGGUAUUUGCAAUGAUAUUUUAUUACCUUAAAAUGGCCAUAUGCUUUUAGUUGAAUUGUAGUUAGUCGUAACUGUUUAUCCAAUCUCUAAAGUUUAUUGGAGGCAUUGACUUUCUUCUUUGCUGUCUUCUCUGAGUGAUGAAAAUGAUGCAUUCUCUGUUUUUUCCAGAAAACUGAGCAAAUGUUUGUAAACCACAUGUUAUUUGUUUCACAUGUUUACUGUGUGUAACACUACAGCAUGUUUAAUGUUAGUAAAUACUGUAUUUCAGGCUUCAUGUACAAGUACAUUCCUGAGGUAUACUUGCCAUCAGUUUGGGAUUCAGUUAUUUAAUCUUCUGUUUGGUUUAGAAGAAUCUUGAGAUAUUUGAGGUGGUGUGCAGGCCAUUUUCUAGAAUAGAUUGUUCAUUUUUAAUCCUGUAGUUUACUGGGGACUUGUUUUUUCCCCCUUUAUUUAGAAGAUGAACCAGUAAGGGAGCAGGGCAUAGGAAAGGUCAUUGAUUUGGUAAAUGUAAUUUCUGGGAUUGAAAUAAAAAACCCACAAACAAUCCAGACUGUAAAAUGGUGACACUCAAACUUGGUAAAAUCCUUUGAAGUGAAGUUAGUAUGAAAUUUUUAUGGAGCCAGAUGCUUUCAGGUCACCCUGGAAAUAGUCUUUGUAUGUGAAGGAUGAACACAAACAUUGGUCAGGGACCUUGACAGCCACCAUUGGCAGGGGCCUGGGAUAGUAACUAGGUUACACUUAGUUAUUUUCAACUGAGAUAGCUGGAAGAUUAUAUAAACCAACAGCUCCCAUUCUGGAAGGUCUUCUUUUAAUUAAAAAAACCUCUAACAGAAAGGCCAAAAGUCAAGCAAGAAGGGGAGAAACUGGGCUCUUGAGAAAAAAAAAAGUGCCAGUGAAAAAUAAAAUUCCUAAAUGUGUGCUUGUCAUCCUUCCAGUUUUUUUUUUUAAGUUGCAUUUCUUCUCCGUUAUAAUUUAAGAUUUCAGAUUGAGGUUUGUGGUCCAGAACAUACCCUCAGCAGAAAUAGUGACUGAUUGGAAAGUGCAGUUGUUCAAGGUCUGUCAUGCUCAAUCACUUAAAGCUGUAAUUUGUUUGAUAUGAAUAUUAAGCAUGUAGACCUAGUGCAGCAUGGGAGCCACUCAGGAAGUUUAUGCAAUUAAUAAACUUUCAUGCAUAAUUAAUUUACUAUGAAGUAUGCAGAAUUUCAGCCACUUCUCUACACUUAACACUUAGUUGUAUAUGUGAACUCUCCUUUCUUAAUUGGGGAAUGUAGCAUUAUAUGGAAUGUUGUUAAACCUAAUUUUAAUCCUUCUUGACAUUAACUUUUAUUAUUUUUUUGGUAAACCAAGUGAUCUGCCUUUAAGCAGUUGUCUGAUUUUGGUUCUUUGAAACUGUGAUUUUUAUUUCAUUUGUAUCCAACCAUUUGUUUUGUUUCCUGGAAAUUUUGUUUUGAAACAGAAAAUAAAGGCUGUGUUAAAAUGAGUAUGUUAUCUUAUUAAAACGCUGUCAUAGUCACUGCAAUCAUCUGGCUUAAACUGGUUCUUCAUUUACCAAAUCUAAUUUAGCAGAUUUAAAAACUUUAGUCCUAUAGAUAU